UACGUGACGUCACUAUCUUUGUUUACUACGAGCGAGGCGUUGCGGCCAGCUACCUCCGCCCCAGUUUUCAAUUACUGCGGUUCGAUACCGCAGUGUAAGGACAUUCCUGUGUGAAAUUUAAUUGUUGUAAUUAACAAACGUGAAAUGAUGUCGGCAAACGGGCCUGUUGCUGGAGUCGACUGCACGGACGCGAGGCGAGGCGACGGACAGGAACAGCCAGAUGAGUCCUCGCCCGGCUCCAUGGAUGUGGAUGCCCAGGCUCAGGCACACAGCUUCAGGUACAGCCUCAAGUUCCCCUGCAUAGGACAGUGCAUCGUCAUCAACAACAAGAACUUUGACAGACAAACAGGAGAAGUCAUUAGAGAUGUGGACUCCAAGGUACCUGAAGGUGUGGACCCUCUCUACACGCUCGCCGUUGAUGUAGAGGGGGGCAGGGUCGGUGCUGCUCCUCCUGAAGUCGACGAUGAUCUCUCUGGUCUUGUUGGUGUUGAGAGCGAGGUUGUUCUCCGAAGACCAGGCCGUCAGCUUCAGGACCUCCUCUCUGUAGGCAGCCUCGUCACCCCUGGAGAUGAGCCCGACCACUGUGGUAUCGUCGGCGAACUUGACGGCAUGAAUCAACGCAACGGCACCGACGUGGACGCGGCCAACGUGAUGAAAGUGUUCGCCAAGCUGGGUUAUAAAGUCAAAGUUUACAACGAUCAGACGGUGGCGCAGUUGAAACAAGUUUUGAUGGGAGUGUCAAAAGAGGAUCACAGCAGUUUUGCGUCGUUGGUUUGUGUUCUACUUAGCCACGGAGACGACGGUAUCUUCUUCGGCACCGACGGCUCCAUCGAGCUCAAGCACCUCACGUCGCUUUUCAGGGGGGAUCGCUGCAAAUCUCUGGUGGGAAAGCCCAAACUUUUCUUCAUCCAGGCGUGCAGAGGCACUGAGCUGGAUGCAGGCAUCGAAACAGACAGCAUGGACGACGGCACCACUAAGAUCCCUGUGGAAGCCGACUUCAUGUACGCCUACUCCACAGCUCCAGGCUACUACUCCUGGAGGAACACCAUGACAGGCUCGUGGUUCAUCCAUUCACUGUGCGAGAUGAUCACCAAGUACGGCAAAGAGCUGGAGCUCCACCACAUCAUGACCCGAGUCAACCACAAGGUGGCGGUGGAGUUCGAGUCGGUGUCCAACGCACCAGGGUUCGACGCCAGGAAGCAGAUCCCCUGCAUCGUGUCCAUGCUGACCAAGGAGAUGUAUUUUUGCCCUUGACACAUCAGCGAGGGAGGGGUAAAAAUCUAAAUAGUGCUUUUGAAUAGGUUUUGUUUGUUUACGUCUUGUUUUAUCGUACCUCAGCUCGCAUGUUCCUGUGUAAGUUCACACCAAAUUUGAUAUUAUUUGGUUCUUUGUUUAAUUCCUUUGCUGUUUUUGUUUUAAACAUUCAACCAAAUAAGCUCACUUAAUUAACUGAUAAAUAAUCAGUCUUGUUAGUGUUUGCUGUUUACACAUUUCAGGGAGUUAUGAAGCCAUUAUUGGCCGCAGCAUUUUUACGUGUCUCAGAGAGAAAAAACAAGUAGCAAUCACGUGGGAUUUUCCGUGUAUGUCUCUUUACACUCCGAUUGCAUUUUGUGGAGUUAUGAGCCUAAUCUCAUGUACAAUUGAAUGAAAAAAAUUAAAGGGGGUUGAAGUGGCAUUCAGUGGUUGCAGUUUGUGAUUUGUCUAAACACAAAGCACAAUUAGAUUUACAUUUGAUAGACAUUUUUUUUUUUACUUGCAUCUUUAUGUGAUGUUGCACUUUUUCAAACAAUAAAUGUGUGCUAAGUGGGA
Molecule: messenger RNA, 1809 nt
Organism: Nerophis lumbriciformis (worm pipefish)
Lineage: Eukaryota; Metazoa; Chordata; Actinopteri; Syngnathiformes; Syngnathidae
Gene: casp3a
Product: caspase 3, apoptosis-related cysteine peptidase a
Biological process (GO): keratinocyte differentiation; erythrocyte differentiation; proteolysis
Cellular component (GO): death-inducing signaling complex; cytoplasm
Molecular function (GO): cysteine-type endopeptidase activity
Source: RefSeq, a predicted model, not a curated record